Cooperia oncophora is the source of this 399-nucleotide messenger RNA. The record is from the annotation of a GenBank genome assembly. Lineage: Eukaryota; Metazoa; Nematoda; Chromadorea; Rhabditida; Trichostrongylidae.
AUGAGCGACUCUGUAACGUUUACGUUGCCCUUGCCAGCCCGUCGUUUCAACGAAGCGGCUUCUCUGGGGGUGAGAGCAGAACAAUUGGGAAUGCCUCAUAUCAGCGAAGCCAUAAUAAAUGCGUCAAUCGGUUCGGACAGAGCUCCUUCUACGAUCAAAGCCUACACGUCUGAAGUGGAGAGAUUCAAAAUCUGGAAAAACAGCCCUUACAUGCGCAGCAUCCCUAUGCCACAGGCCAGGAAUCUUUUCCUGGCGAAAUGCUCGGCGGAAGGCAGGCUAAGUUCCAUGCCGACCGUCGUAGCAGCGCUCAACUACUUCUGUGGCCCGCUCACAGUCCGGCUCCACGGGAUUGCCUUUGGCCAUCUCAACCUUGCGGGACAGGCUCAUGCUCCUCAUUAG